Molecule: messenger RNA, 792 nt
Organism: Soboliphyme baturini
Lineage: Eukaryota; Metazoa; Nematoda; Enoplea; Dioctophymatida; Soboliphymatidae
Source: the annotation of a GenBank genome assembly
UCAAUCUUGAGAAUCGACAGUUUCUUCCUUAGCGUUGCAUCAACAACAGAAAUAUGGGAGCUUGUCUCAACGGAAAUGUUCUAUAUCAAGCAGCUUGGAUCGUUGGUUAUAUUGCAGAAAUGCCUGUCGAAAAUUUUGUCUGAAAAAUUUACAACGGAACUUGAUUUGCCAACGGUUUUUGGAAACAUCGGAGAAAUCUGCCAAGCAAACCUACAUUUCUGGCUGCAAUGCAUUCAUCCGAUGCUACAGCAGUCCAGGCAAACAAAAGAAUUGCUGGAUCCGUCCAGAAUGGAGAACUGCUUUCAAAACCUCAGUCAGAUCUUCUUACCGUAUGUACCGUACUGCUUGGCUCAUUCAAAACGUACGCUUGGCCGGCUGCACCCGACGGAUCUGUUGUCAAAACCUAUACAACGUCUAACGAAGUACCCGCUUCUAUUUAAAGCAGUUCUUCAAAAAACGACUGAUCGAAGAAAACAAGAAUCGCUGCUUAAGAUGGUGAGUUAUAUUUCAUUUCAUGCAUCUGUAGUGAUGAACGUUCCCAUGACAGAUCAACGCUGCCGAAAGCUUCGCAGCAAUGGUAAACGUGAAGUUUUGUUGCUAACAAUGGACGUCUGCUGCAUUCUUCUUGCAGACAUGUUUCUCGUCUGUAAGAUAGUCGGUAAAAAAGAUGAAAACACGAAAAUGUGGAUUAUUUGUCCUCCCUUUCACAUUGGUUCCAUAUUGACAAGACAAACUUCAGAAAAAAAUAGCUCUACCAUGGCAUUUGAACAAGUGAUAAAGAGUCACACCUGA